Messenger RNA from Myripristis murdjan (pinecone soldierfish), 1002 nucleotides. RefSeq names its product choline-phosphate cytidylyltransferase B-like. The transcript is spliced from 8 exons. The coding region runs from base 1 to 1002 and encodes 333 amino acids. The record is from RefSeq and is a predicted model, not a curated record. Gene Ontology annotation, biological process: CDP-choline pathway. NCBI's taxonomy places the organism in Eukaryota, Metazoa, Chordata, Actinopteri, Holocentriformes, Holocentridae. Gene Ontology annotation, molecular function: choline-phosphate cytidylyltransferase activity; phosphatidylcholine binding.
AUGGUGGGAAGAAGACGAGGCCGAGGGAACAGCGUCCCCCAGCAGGCCCCGCAGAACCAGAGGAGAGGCCCUCACAGGACUCCAAGGGAGCCGGCCAUUUUUUCCAAAGCUAUGGACUGCGAAUCGGACGUCCCCCAUGACAAGCUGACAAUCGCCCAGGCACGAAGGGGCACACCAGCGCACCGUCCAGUGCGAGUCUAUGCUGAUGGGAUCUUUGACCUUUUCCAUUCGGGACACGCUCGAGCUCUGAUGCAGGCCAAAAAUCUGUUCCCCAACACACACCUGAUAGUUGGAGUCUGCAACGAUGAUCUCACUCACAAGUACAAGGGCUUCACGGUGAUGACGGAGGACGAGCGCUACGAGGCCCUGAGGCACUGCCGGUACGUCGACGAGGUGGUGAGGGAUGCUCCCUGGACCCUGACCCCGGAGUUCCUCAGGAGACACAAGAUUGACUUUGUGGCCCACGAUGACAUCCCUUACACCUCUGCCGGCUCAGAGGACGUCUACAAACACAUCAAGGAAGCAGGGAUGUUUGUGGCCACUCAGAGGACAGAGGGCAUCUCCACGUCUGAUCUGAUCACCCGAAUAGUCCGAGACUACGACGUCUACGUCCGGCGCAACCUGCAGAGAGGCUACACGGCCCGAGAGCUAAAUGUUGGAUUCAUCAAAGAGAAUAAAUACCGUCUGCAGAACCAGGUGGAUAAGAUGAAAGAGACUGUCCGGACGGUGGAGGAGAAGUCCAAACACUUUGUGUACAGGGUGGAGGAGAAGAGCCAGGACCUCAUCCACAAAUGGGAGGAGAAGUCACGAGAGUUCAUUGGCAACUUCCUGGAGCUUUUUGGUCCCGAUGGAGCAUGGCAUGUGAUUCAGGAGCGGAGUGGCCGCAUGCUGCAGGCCCUGUCGCCCUACUCAUCGCCCCGGGGUUCACCCAGCAGCAGUCCCACCAGAAGACGCUCCUGCUCCCCUGACACCCGCUCCCCUCCUGCCUCCCCUCAGCGGUAG